AUGGCUCUGAAAGUCUUAAAUGUCACAAUCAGUGCUGCUAAAAAAGUGAAAAUUGAGAUUAAAAAGAUAAAGCUGAAUAUUGAAAAGACAAAGCUUGAGCUCAAAAAGAAGAAAGUUACUGUUGAGAAGAAGAAAGUCAUCAUUGAGAAGAAGAAAGUUAUCACUGAGAAGAUUAAAUUGAAAAUCAAGAGAAGCAGGCUUGCAGUACAGCAUGAGAUUUUAAUGAUAAAGUGUGAUGAGAAAUCUGAUAACAGUGACAAUUCUCUUCCUGCCUCUGCUACUGAUAUCAAUACUGAUGCUGAUGCUGAUGCCUCUGCUGCUGCUGCUGAUCUUUCUCUUUUCUUCUUCUCUGAUGUUCUGACUUCAUUUGAUUCUCUGACUAUAAGCAGCUCUGAAACUCUCAACAUUCUCAGUCAAAAUGGAAGUUAG
Blastomyces gilchristii SLH14081 is the source of this 429-nucleotide messenger RNA. RefSeq lists its product as uncharacterized. The record is from RefSeq and is a predicted model, not a curated record. Bases 1 to 429 code for a protein of 142 amino acids. The transcript has 2 exons. NCBI's taxonomy places the organism in Eukaryota, Fungi, Ascomycota, Eurotiomycetes, Onygenales, Ajellomycetaceae.